Messenger RNA from Gossypium arboreum, 750 nucleotides. RefSeq names its product flavanone 7-O-glucoside 2''-O-beta-L-rhamnosyltransferase-like. The record is from RefSeq and is a predicted model, not a curated record. Bases 1 to 750 code for a protein of 249 amino acids. The transcript has 3 exons. NCBI's taxonomy places the organism in Eukaryota, Viridiplantae, Streptophyta, Magnoliopsida, Malvales, Malvaceae.
AUGGAAUUCCAACAACAGAAUCCAAAUUCCAUAAGAAAAAGUGGUAAUGUUCAAGUUGAGUCAUCUUCAAUUCAACUCAUAUAUCUUCACCUUCCUUCACCAUCACAACUGCCUCCACAUCACCACACCACCAGAAGUCUCCCUCCUCACCUCUUCCCUUUUCUCAUACCAGCCUUUGAUGCAGCAAAGCCUAAUUUCUCUAAUAUCUUGAGUACCCUUAAACCCAAUUUAGUGAUCUAUGAUUUUUUGCAACCAUGGGCUGCAGCAGCAGCUAAUGAGCAAGAUGUUGAAUCUGUCAUGUUCUUAACCACUGGUGCCGAUGGUAUCUCCUCAGCGGUCCAUUAUUUUAAGAACCCCAACGUGGAACACUCUAUCCAAGAGGCUGAACUCAAAAAAUAUAUUCUCCAAUGGUUUGGUGGUACUGAAAAUGGUGUUAGAAACAAAGACAGAUUUUUGGAAUGCUUGGAAAGAUCUUCAAACAUGACAGUUCCUGUUGGACCCCUUGUUCAAGAAUGUGGCAACAGAAAGGAAGAUGUUCAUAUCAUGGAAUGGCUUGGAAAGAAGGAACCUGGUUCAGUUGUGUUAGUUUCCUUUGGAAGUGACCUUUUUAUUUCAAAGGAAGAUAUGGAGGAGAUAGCUAUGGGGCUAGAACUUAGCAAGAUUUGUUUUAUAUGGGCUGUGAGAUUUCAAGGUGGAUAUAACAUGUUUUAUUGGAAGGCUUUUCAAAGAGAUUUGAGGAGAGGGGUUUGA